Messenger RNA from Penicillium alfredii, 1407 nucleotides. RefSeq names its product synembryn. The coding region runs from base 1 to 1407 and encodes 468 amino acids. NCBI's taxonomy places the organism in Eukaryota, Fungi, Ascomycota, Eurotiomycetes, Eurotiales, Aspergillaceae. The transcript is spliced from 7 exons. Gene Ontology annotation, cellular component: cytoplasm. The record is from RefSeq and is a predicted model, not a curated record. Gene Ontology annotation, molecular function: guanyl-nucleotide exchange factor activity; G-protein alpha-subunit binding. Gene Ontology annotation, biological process: G protein-coupled receptor signaling pathway.
AUGUUUGGCCAGCUGCAAGGAGCACAAAAACUGCAACAAGUAACCCAGUUACUCCAGUCCCUCGAGAAAGACCUACAAGAGAAGACGCUUUCGUCGGCGCAAAAGGCCCAAAUCCUUCUUCAACUGCGACAACAUGGCACGAGCCCCGUCAACGCCGAACCGAUCUACUCUAAGAAUGGCAUCGGACUCUUAGUACGGUACGGUAUUGAUGGAGAGACAGCCGAUGUACGACGAGCAGCUUUGCGGUGUGUCGCCAAUGCUCUUCUGCUGGAUUCGAAGAUGCGUCAAGUCUUUGUGGACACAGGCUAUGGUGGAAAACUGGCCCAGAGACUUAAGGCCGAUAGCUCGGAGGAUGAAAUGGUCACAAGUCGAAUUCUGUUCCUAUCGACGUAUGACACGACAGAGAAUUUCGACGCGCUGAUCAAAAACCACUCCCUGGGCGAAAAUGUCAACUACCAAUUAAGCCGACACGCGAAACAAUUCCCUAAGUCGGGGAGAAAGCCAUUGGAGCAAAUCGAUGAAUUGGCCUUGAUAGAUACCCUUAAGUUGAUCUUCAACAUCUCUAAGCUCUACCCCGACCUCGCCGUUACUUUUUCGCCCUCCAUACCCCACAUCCUCAAAAUCAUCAGCCGCAUCGAUAUUCCAGCAAAGCCUCUGGAGGGACUGCUUAGCUAUCUGAUCAACUGUCUGUCUACUCUCGAUUUGGAGGAGAAGAAAGGCAAACACUUCGAGAGCAACCCCUUGUUCCCCACAUUCAACCAGAACUGCAACGUGGAUAAGCUGAUCAACAUAUUGGACCAAGCGGUAUCUGCAUAUAGCCCCGAGGAGCUCGAGACGAAAGCUGUCCCGCUACUACAUUCGCUGAUUGUCUUGCAUGAGGCUGCACCUGAGGGGCCUCGCAAGUACAUGCAAUGGCUUAUCUUGCCCGAGGACAAUGACCGGAGCACACCCAUUGGACAAUCUGAUACGCUCUCCUCACGACUUCUCAAACUCUCCACCAGCCCCUAUCCGAAUCUCAAAACCGGUAUCUCUGAGCUCAUGUUUGUCCUGUCCGGCAAGAAUGCAGAGAACCUCACAAAGAAAAUUGGAUACGGUUUUGCAGCCGGUUUCCUGGCAUCUCGCGGCAUGGAAAUUCCUCAGUCGGCUGGCGAGGCCUUUGCGACCAACUCCAGCUCCAAUGGCCUCGACCCUGAGAUAAACCCCGUUACUGGGCAACGGUGGGCUGCGGAGCCCAAGGAUCCGGAACCACCCAUGACAAUCGAGGAGAAAGAAAGAGAGGCAGAGAGACUCUUCGUGCUUUUCGAAAGGGCGAAAGCAAACGGUCUCAUCAGCGUGGAGAAUCCAGUCACCCAGGCUCUCCACGAGGGAAGACUCGAAGAACUUCCUGAUGAUGUUGACAGUGAUUGA